GCCCGCGGGCUAGAGACGCUUUACCGCCCGGCGGGAGCGCCUCUCCUCUGCGUCCCUUUCCGCAGCUCCCUGCCCGCCCCACUUUGGGGCCCUCCAGCCGCUUUCCCCACAAAUAAGAUCUUUGCAAUAAGCAAACGAAAGUGGCGCGGAUUUCGGGGCGCCCAGCCGGAGCGAGCGCAGCCGCCAGCCUCAAGUCCGCAGCCGGGUCCCGUGCCCCACGCCGGCCUCUCCGGCGGCAGCCGGAUACGAGCGCCAGCACCGGCGGGACAGCAGCAGAUGAGGGCCGGGAGCCGGGCAGGGGCGCAGAGGCGGCGGGGACCGGCGCGGCGGGGAGCUCACCGCGAGGCUGGAGGCUGCGAUCGCGGGCGCACCAGGAGCUCAGGCGGCGGGCGAUCGAACGCUCUGUGGCGGGCGGUGGACGCUGCUGAAGAGGUGCCUUCCCCCAAGGAGCCACCACUCAUGCUUGGAGACACGUGCCUGGACUUUUUGAGGGCGCUGACCUUGCGCUCGCUCCCCUCUCUGGCGAAGGACACGCUUGCUGGCGUCAGCCCGGCUGGACUGGGAAGUCCGACGGAGGACCCAAACUGGAAGCCUCCACGCCAGACAGCACAGACCACCCAAAGGCUGCUCGACCCACCCAAAGCCAAAAGAGCUCCCCUGCCAGGACCUCAGUGCUGUGGAGACUGCAGGAAGCCUGCUCUGCCCACACCUGCUCUGGCCCCUAGAAACACCUGGAGCCCACCACAGAACUCCAGAUCCCAGCUGUGUGACUCAGAAUCCACACCAGCCUCUCUGAGCCACAGCUGCUUGCAGAAGCAGGCGAUCCCGGUCUGAAGACCCCUGCACAGAGCCUGUGGCCCUCUCUGCCAGGCCUCAGGGUGCCUGAGACACUUACCUCUCUGCCUCUGCAGUUGGGGCUGGGACUGGGACUGGCUGCCAGCCUCAGUUCUGGGAGCACUGGGGUCGCCUGGGCCACAGGCCACAGCAGCUCACCUCAGGACUGGACUCUCUGGCCACUCUGGCCUGCUGGGGCUCAGGCUGUGGGGCAGGCUGGGCAGGGGGCUGAGCCGGCAGCGAUUCGGAGGCCUGGAGCUGGGGGCUGGAAUUCACCUCCGCCCACACAAGCUCAGUGGUGACUCUUCGGCCCCUGGGGAAAAGCAAAAAGAUGUUGCUGAGAUUACCUCAUUUAUUUAUUUGUUUAUUUAUUUAGAGACAGAGUCUCACUCUGUCGCCAGGCUGAAGUGCAUUGGUGCAAUCUCAGCUCACUGCAACCU
Molecule: messenger RNA, 1274 nt
Organism: Chlorocebus sabaeus (green monkey)
Lineage: Eukaryota; Metazoa; Chordata; Mammalia; Primates; Cercopithecidae
Source: RefSeq, a predicted model, not a curated record